Molecule: messenger RNA, 756 nt
Organism: Apaloderma vittatum (bar-tailed trogon)
Lineage: Eukaryota; Metazoa; Chordata; Aves; Trogoniformes; Trogonidae
Product: glycine--tRNA ligase-like
Exons: 4
Coding region: 55-522 (155 amino acids)
Biological process (GO): mitochondrial glycyl-tRNA aminoacylation
Cellular component (GO): mitochondrion; cytoplasm
Molecular function (GO): glycine-tRNA ligase activity
Source: RefSeq, a predicted model, not a curated record
GUGGAAGAAAUCAUCCCAAAUGUUAUUGAACCCUCCUUUGGUAUUGGAAGGAUCAUGUACACAGUGUUUGAACACACGUUCCAAAUCCGGGAAGGAGACGAGCAGAGGACGUUCUUCAGCUUCCCAGCUGUUGUAGCACCGUUCAAGUGCUCUGUUCUUCCUCUAAGCCAGAAUCAGGAAUUCAUGCCUUUUGUCAAGGAAUUAUCUGAAGCACUCACCAGGAACGGCAUCUCUCACAAGGUGGACGAUUCCUCCGGCUCCAUUGGCCGGCGGUAUGCCAGGACUGAUGAGAUCGGCGUCGCCUUCGGCAUCACGAUUGACUUCGACACCGUUAACCGGACGCCUCACACGGCCACGCUGAGAGACCGUGACUCAAUGCGCCAGAUCCGGGCCGAGAUCUCUGAACUUCCUGCCAUCAUUCGUGACCUGGCGAACGGUUACCUAACUUGGGCUGAUGUGGAGGCAAAGUAUCCACAAUUUGAGGGACAAGAGACUGGUAAAAAGGACACAAUAGAGGAAUAAAGAAAAGGACCUGAAGUAAAAUCCUGUCAAAUGUCCACUUUUUACUGUUCAUGUUAAUAUGAAAUAAACUUAUCAUGUAUUAUUCAAAGCUGCAUUGUUCGUGCACACAGGGACUGUUUUGUUGGUUUUUUUCCCCUCAAUUACUACCCUAAUUAACUUUAAAAAAGGAAAUAAUUGCAGUCCAAGUUAAAGGUGUUAUGAAUAAAAACGCCGUUAUGUAUGCCUGCUUCUCUG